Molecule: messenger RNA, 834 nt
Organism: Fusarium sp. VM40
Lineage: Eukaryota; Fungi; Ascomycota; Sordariomycetes; Hypocreales; Nectriaceae
Source: the annotation of a GenBank genome assembly
AUGACUGCCCUUGAAAGAAUUAACGUCAAUGUCCGACUUCUCGCAUGUCUCGUCGAUGGUGACGACACAGACGAAAGCGAUUACCGCUUCCUCGUUGAGGGACAGCACGUGAAGUACGUUACCACGGCCCCAGGCACAUUUAUUGGGGCCGAAGAGGACCGUACUUUCGAACCCAUCCUCCUUGGCGAGCUCUUCCCAUCGUUCCCAGCUGGUGAUUGGAACCAAAGUCACGUAGCGAGGGACCCCGAGACAGAGAAGGCUGUCUUCGUCAGGACUGAGAUUGUACAACUUGCAGGGGUAGAGAAUCUUUGGCAUCCCGUGAAGUUUAAUGAGCUGGAUUUCACACGACAAGACCGAGUGAGGCAACGAGUCCACAUUUCGACGCAUCCCGAGGUCAACGGUGGCAAACCCAUGCUCAUCAAAUUCGCGGUUUGGCCUUGGGAGAUACCUUCUGUCGAGGUCGAGACGGCCGCGUAUCAAUGGAUCAGUGAUACCGGCAUCGGUCCCAAGUUUCUGGGUCAUCUCACCGAGGGCAGAGACGGGCGUGUGGUAGGCUUCGUUACUGAGUGGGUAGAAGGCGCGAGAGCAGCUGGGUCAGCAGAUAUCGACGGCUGCAAGAAGGCUUUGGGUCGGUUGCAUGAGCUGGGAAUUAAGCUUGGUGACAUCAACAAACAUAACUUUCUCGUGAGGGAUGGGCAUGACGUGGUUUUGGUGGAUUUUGAGACGGCAAAGCGAGGAUGUUCGUCUUCCGAGUUGGAGGAAGAGAUGAGCGCCCUCAAGAGCAGUCUUGAAAGUAUGAGUUUCCGGGGUGGAGUGGAAGUCGUUCACGAAUGA